Tigriopus californicus is the source of this 2035-nucleotide messenger RNA. RefSeq lists its product as uncharacterized. Gene Ontology annotation, biological process: SCF-dependent proteasomal ubiquitin-dependent protein catabolic process. The transcript is spliced from 2 exons. Gene Ontology annotation, cellular component: SCF ubiquitin ligase complex. NCBI's taxonomy places the organism in Eukaryota, Metazoa, Arthropoda, Copepoda, Harpacticoida, Harpacticidae. The record is from RefSeq and is a predicted model, not a curated record. Bases 27 to 1895 code for a protein of 622 amino acids.
GUCAACGCCGUCAACGUAGGACGACAAUGCCGCCUCGAUUAAGUCUGAAAGUGCCCUCCUUGGAGGAUAUCUGUCUCAACGUGUAUUACAAAUACAUUCAGGAUGAAAUGGCUCUGAUCUGCUCGCUCAAGCAGUUUGAAGACAAAUCCGUGUUGGUCAAGCGUUUUAACAUGUCGUCCAAGACGUUAUUUCAAACGCUACGGCUUCAACUCGAGUGUGGUCUGAGCGGAAUCCUCCAAGAUAUUGUCAGACAAAAGCUUCUGGAUCGAAUCAUCCUGGAAUUUCACCGAGAACAAAGUGCUCCCACUAUCAGCUCAACGUGCUUAGUUCAACUUGUGGAAUUGGUCCUGGAUAGCAGUAUUAUGAACGUUGAUUUGGGCAUGAACAAGAAUUGGCCAGAGUUUGAGGAUUUAGAAAUCACCAAGAGUCUCUGGACCCUCGUGUCAAGUCGGUGCUCACAAAUGAAGAAACUCGUGUUACCCAAAGAGCUCAGCUAUCUGAGCAGUUUGAAUCCCGUCAUCCUGCAAGGAUGUCACUUAACGCACCUCACGUUGAAGCGAAAUGUGCCCAAUAACAUGUUCCUGUCACUCUUGGGCUCCCAUUGUGUCUCAUUAGAGCAAUUGGAUAUCGCGGGGGCCGAUGUAGUCACCGAUUUUGGCAUGGCCUGUCUGUUGCUGGAUGAUCCCGAGCAAAUGUUUCUCGAGUGUUGGAACAGAGAGAUGACGGUGGGACAGCCUAAACAAUCUCUUCGGGCAUAUCCUCAUCCCCAUUUCGACAAACCCAUUCCAGAUUCCGGCGAGACAUUGCUUCGCUCCAGUGUUCAAUACUUGCAUCUGAAAAGGACUUUUCACGAGGUGCUCAGGGAUACAAAGUUCGCCUGGCAGUCGACAAAACUUUGUCGAACGUUGAAGAAGAUCCGCCUGGAGAACACCAAGGUCAAAGGUGAUGGAGUAGCCUUGUUACUAGAUCUGUGCCCCAACAUCUAUUCAUUGGGCUACCUUGUCUUUGCCGCAGCGGGUUUAAAACAGGUUUUUGGAAACGAGCGUAAGGUGAGCACCAAAUUCACGGAAAUCUUCUACCGAGGUCCCUCCGAUCAAAAGCUUCAAACCAUGGCCAAUUGCUGUCCCAAUAUCCAAACGCUCUUCCUCGGCAGCAACACGUUGCGAAGUGUCAAUUCCAAGGUGUUUCUAGAAUGGGCUCAAUUGGAAUAUCUGACCUUGGAAAAUGUCAUCUUGCGUGACGUGAUCUCGUGCCUCAAAACCGUGGGCACCCAAUUGUUAGGCUUCAAGGUUCAAUGUGCAGACAUCUCCUUAGAGGAUGUGGCUUUUUUCUGCCCCAAACUGCAAUCCUUGGUGCUUCAGAAAGAGAAUCCGAGAGAUUUGGACAAAUCGAGCUCGACUAAUCGACAGCCACAAAUGAGUCACCUCCGGACUCUGGAAGUGACAUGCACUACUUUCCCCAAGGGUUGCUUAAAUUAUGUUCUGAAGAACUCGCCGAUGUUGCGGCAAGUUAAAAUUUACACGGUCACAGGACUGUCCAAAGCUGACAUUCAAAGUUGGUCCAAAUGUGCACCCUCUCUUCAAACUCUAUUCAUUCAGAACGCGCCAAGCGUAGACCGGGAGGGUCUCGAUUUGAUCUUGGAAGUGUUUCCCUCUUUAGAGGUAAUUGGUGAUUUGGGGUCGUUCAAUUUGCGCAAACCGACCGACUUGAAACGCCUAAUGACUCGAGCCCAUGAGGAGGCUUGGAACUUGAAAAUUGAGGCCUCCAACUUUGAACCUUCUACGAUUACUCUGAGAGAAGAAUCCUUCGAGUAUCUGAAGAACUUUAACAAAUUCCUAAGUCUGCAUUGGUUCUACUUGACCGAAGCACCUUUGAAGAAGAAGAAGAACAAGUAGUUAAUGCCGAUCGGUGAUCCCCAUUCGCUUCACUAAAAGUGAGCUUUUCCAAAAUACCAACCAUAUUGAAUCUUGAUAACGUAUGUUGCGAUCACAAUGAAGAUGCCAAAUAAAGAGUGCCAGCUUCUUCUCAAAUAAAA